This is a messenger RNA of Fraxinus pennsylvanica, 519 nucleotides long. NCBI's taxonomy places the organism in Eukaryota, Viridiplantae, Streptophyta, Magnoliopsida, Lamiales, Oleaceae. The record is from the annotation of a GenBank genome assembly.
AUGGAGCCUAAUGCUAAGACUCGUAACGUACGUUGGAGUGAUGAGAUGGAUGGUUUUUUGAUCACGUCAUUUGUUGAACAAGUGUUGGCUGGGCACAAACGAAGUGACAAUGGCUUUACCACAUUUCAAGUAUCUAAGGCAGUAGACAGGGUUCUCAAUGGAUGCGGGGUCAUGGUCUCAGAUAAGAAUUUUUGGGUUGGAUCCCGAAACUGGCGCAUUAUAGCUGAUGUUGUUACUUGGGAGGAUUUUAUUACGGGGAAUCCAGAUUUUGGGAAGUGGAGAACCAAACUUUGUCCAAGAUAUGAUGAAAUGGAAACUAUCUUAGGGAAUGAUGCAGCCACUGGAGAUCAAGCGUACGCGAAAGCCUUUAAAAAUCAUUCGAAUAUCAUGGCAGUCUUGGAACGUUCUUCGAAUCCCUCGAAGGCUGGUGAAAUAAACGACGACUCUGUCCUCGGUGCCCGGGAGACGGAAAGGAGAAUCCGAAAUCGGAUAAGGGAUAAAAUUGGAAUCUGCUGGUAA